This is a messenger RNA of Polyodon spathula (Mississippi paddlefish), 3744 nucleotides long. RefSeq names its product S-adenosylmethionine sensor upstream of mTORC1-like. Bases 67 to 1317 code for a protein of 416 amino acids. Gene Ontology annotation, biological process: negative regulation of TORC1 signaling. The record is from RefSeq and is a predicted model, not a curated record. NCBI's taxonomy places the organism in Eukaryota, Metazoa, Chordata, Actinopteri, Acipenseriformes, Polyodontidae. The transcript is spliced from 6 exons.
GAUUGCGCUUUGUUGGUUUGCUAGCUUGUGUGCCGGAGACUAGGGGAGGAGCGGUGUCAAGUACUAAUGGAUCCCUUUAGCAAUAUGUGGGUUGGGGAGAGAGUUACCGAACCGGGACAGGGCCAAAAUAAGAAACUGGAACAGGAGAAAUUAUCUGGGGUUGUGAAGAGUGUGCAUAGGAAACUCCGCAAGAAAUACAGAGAAGUGGGCGACUUUGAUAAGAUCUGGCGUGAACACUGCGAGGAUGAAGAGACACUCAGUGAAUAUGCAGUUGCCAUGAAGAACCUAGCAGACAACCACUGGGCGAAGACAUGCGAGGGCGAGGGACGCAUUGAGUGGUGUCGUAGCAUUUGCCAAGAGUACUUUCUAGAUGGUGGGAUGAAGAGAAUGCUUGAGAAGGAUGAAAAAAGUGCACGCCUUGCUGUUGCCAUGACCACCACAACGCUGCAUGUGAAUCAGAAUAAUGCACCACAGACCCAUUGCAGUAGUGAAGAGAUGAAUAACUGUAGCUGCACAUAUGGGACCAGCCUUGCAGGAGGUGGCAGCCCGCUGGAGGCUGUUGAACCAUCGUGGUUGGCUCAUCUAUCAGGAAAAAUUCGUUUGUUGGAUGUUGGCAGCUGCUUCAACCCAUUUCUGAAGUUUGAUGAAUUCCUAACUGUCGGUAUUGACAUUGUGCCUGCAGUUCAGAGUGUGUACAAAUGUGACUUCCUCAAUCUUCAGUUGCAACAGCCUCUCCAGUUAGCACAAGAUGCCGUGGAUGCCUUCCUCAAGCAACUAAAAAACCCCAUUGACGCCCUCCCUGGAGAGCUCUUGAAUGUAGUUGUGUUCUCUCUCCUGCUUUCCUAUUUCCCGUCCCCCUAUCAGCGAUGGAUCUGCUGCAAGAAAGCACAUGAACUCCUGGCUCUGAACGGUCUGCUUCUCAUAAUCACACCCGAUUCCUCUCACCAGAACAGGCACGCAAUGAUGAUGAAGAGCUGGAAGAUUGCAAUAGAGUCACUGGGCUUCAAGAGGUACAAGUAUGUGAAAUUCUCUCACAUGCAUCUAAUUGCUUUUAGGAAAGUCUCCUUAAAGACUACCAGUGAUCUCGUCAGCAGGAACUACCCGGAGAUGCUCUAUAUUCCCCAGGAUUUUAAUAACGCAGAAGAGGAAGAAUACUCGGACGUAGCGGUUCAAGUGCGAUCGGAUCUCGAGGAUGACCAGAUGGCUUACAAUUUUAUGGAACUCCCUGACGCACCUUAUGACUCGGACUCUGGGGAUAGCCAGACAAGCUCGACACCUUUCCAGGAGCUGGAGGACCCCAUCUUACUGCAAAGCUAAUCCACUUCAAAACACAAAUGCCUUUAUUGUCUGUACUGCUGUGCUGCCAAUAUAUUUCUGCUGUAUUAACAUGCUCUCGGUGUGUAACAACAACAAAGAAAAUGCUGUUUGCACAGAAAAAAUAGAAACAAGUUUACAGAAGUUGGCUAUUUUUUUUUCUACAUCUGUCUUAUGAAAAGAAAAGAGAAAUAUAUGUCUGUAGAUGGGGGGCAUUUAUUAAAAGAAUUUGUAACCAAAUGCUCUCAUGAUGCAAUAUAAAUGUUAUCGUUUCUGCUCAUUUCAUUACAGGUGAAUAAUCAAAACCAAUGUUUUGUUGUUGGUGAUACUGGUUGUGAUGCCAUAGGCAGAUGCAAGUUCAGUUUAAUUAACAUUUAAUGCCAAAAAAAUAUUGCAACCUGGAGACAUAAGUGUAUAAUUCUUUGAACUUGGCCCCAAGAUAUUGUUUGUGAAAAAGAUGUUUGAAACAGAACAGAACCUUAUGGAAGAAGUUUUGCUUGCAGUCUAGAGCCAGGCUGUAAUUUGCACCACUUGUGUGUGUAAACGUAUAAUUAGUCUGAUAUAGUUCUUUGUUAUAUUUUUUUGACAAACAAUUUGAUCUGUUCACUUUUGAACAAACUGGUAUUGGCCUUUUCUAAAGGCAAAUGCCAUUUUAACAAAGCAUCUUUUGGCUGCUAGCACUGGGAACUAUUUUUUUGUUGGAGUAGUUUCUUAAAUAAGUUGAUGUAACAUUUUAAGCUUUACAGGCACCUGCAGAGGUGCUUAGUGGGUUUUAAUUGUACUAAUGUGAUUACUGUACAGUAUAAGUUUUCAUGGUACUUGCAAUGCAAACCAUUUAGAAUGUGAUUCCUCUCCACUGUAGCUACUAGCCAGUUUGCACUUUUUUUAAGUAUUAAUUUACUGAACCCCUGAAAAUCGCAUUAAAAAAUGCUUAUAAAAUGGCACAUUUUAAUGUAAGAAUUAUUAUUAUUAUUAUUUUUUAAUAGUUCUGCACACUUUCAAUAUGAAACAGUUUGGAAAUACUGAUUGUUUCAAGCAGCUCUUUGAUGUAUCUGCCAAAAGUUAUUUGGGACAAAAGUAAUUUUGAAAUGCCUCAGUGUGGAGUGAUCCAUGUGUUGUACUUCUUGAAAAUGAUUUACCUCAUAAUGAGGUUUUGCACUAAUACCCUUUGGUCUCAGAUAUAGCUACUUUUUUUCUUUGAGUUUAUUUCUGCUGUAGCUUGCUGUGACCUAAAAAGAAGUACUGUAAUUUACAAUUGUGGCAAGAGUUUGGUUGUAGUUCCAAAUAACACUAGUAUUUUAGCUUGUAAUAUGUUGCACUUGUUAUUAAUUUCAUAUCUGUGGCUAGUCGAACCUUCUGUUUGGUCUUCAUUCAUGGCACUUUAUUUGGUAUUAAUUAACUCGAGUGUCAAAACCUUUAACUAGUAUUAUUGUAAUAGGUACGUUUUUAAGAAAGGGAAACAAAGAAGAAAAAAACAAUACAAAGUUGAUUCCUAUUGUUAAUAAGAUGUUGCGGUGAAUUGGUGCACAGAGGUAUUUACCUUAUAGAGCACAUUAGUCUUGCCCCUCAGGUUACAGAUACAAGGUAUGCUAUGUGCAGAGUUCACAGUAAAGUAUACCCCCCUCAUUCUACAACAAAAGUCUUUCUUUAAGGUGCCUUCUUACCUUUGCAGAAGGUUGUACCCGUCGAGAACGAAGGUUUGCUGUUAAUGCAGUGUACGUUGCACAGUAUGCCAGUAUGCACUACAACUGGCUUGCCAAAUAAGUUGUGAAUCUCCUAGGCUAUGUUUCUUAAAUAUAAUUAGAGCAGAACUGGUCUCUUAGGUUAUUCACUUAAUUACCCCAUUUCGAUGGGGGUUAAUGUUUUAAUAUAUUUAAGGUCCAGUCAUCUUUUUCUGUUAUGGUUACUUUGGAAGCAAAGGGGUUGAAGAAAGCAAGCUUUUCCUUUUCCUUCAUAGAAACCAUGCUGAAUGAAGUAUUUUGGACUCGCAUUAGACGUCAGCACACUCUCAUAUAUUCCAGUAAGCUCAAUAUUUCAAUAUCUUUCAAAAUACUUACUGAAGAUUUUUACUGUGGAGGCAAAGGAUUCCUGAUAUUGUGGAAAACCUAAACUAUUGAUAUUGGAUAUAAUAUUUUAUUAAGACAAUUUGGUAUAUGUACCGUUCUUUUUUUUUUUUUUUUUUUUUUUAUUGUAUUACAAUAUCUCUGUGCAUGACCUAAUUCACUUUCGUUGUAUAAGAUAUCUAUUUUGACUAACACAGGGCACAGAAGUACUUGUAUUGUUCAAUGUUUUUUUUUUCUUUUUAUACAUGAAUGUUAAUGCAAUCCUGCUGUGUGGUUUAUUGUCUCUCAUAACUAUCUUUGUUCGGAAACCUAAACGAGUAUAAGCAAUAAAAAGAUGAAGCUGUUCUUCCAUGCUGUAUCUACUUAU